GCCACGCGCUCUCGCACGCAUGGUGCGUGGUGACGUCGCGGCGGCGCGGGCGCCAUCCCGGAAGCGCGAGCAAGGCCGCCAGAUGUGCAGGCAGCGGAGGAGGAGGAAGAGAUGGACCCACCGGACUCGGCCUCGAGGGUCUUCUGUAGCCGCAUCCUGAGCAUGGUGAAUGCGGACGACGUCAACGCCAUCAUCCUGGCCCAGAAGAACAUGCUGGACCGCUUUGAGAAGACGAACGAGAUGCUGCUCAACUUCAACAACCUGUCAAGUGCCCGCCUGCAGCAGAUGAGUGAGCGCUUUCUGCACCACACAAGGACCCUGGUGGAGAUGAAACGGGACCUGGACAGCAUCUUCCGCAGGAUCAGGACACUGAAAGGGAAGCUGGCCAGGCAGCACCCGGAGGCCUUCAGCCACAUCCCGGAGGCGUCCCUCCUGGAAGACGAGGAUGAAGACCCCAUCCCGCCCAGUACCACAACCACCAUUGCCACCUCGGAACAGAGCACAGGCUCGUGUGACACCAGCCCCGACACAGUCUCACCCUCCCUCAGCCCCGGCUUCGAGGACCUGUCCCACGUCCGGCCUGGCUCCCCUGCCAUCAAUGGCCACAGCCAUACAGAUGACGAGGAGACGCCGGGCGAGUAGCCCUAACUCCCAGGAGCUCGGAGGGGUCUCAGGGCAGCAGCGGUGCCACUGCCCAGAUGUCUGAGGUGGCAGUGGGUAACCCUGCCUUGAGACAGUCAGCUUUGCCACCCUACUCUGUCAUUUGGGGCUCACUGGGGGACAAGGCUCCUUCCCUGGGGUAUGGAAUUCCUGGGGAUCUAUCAUUCCCCCUCCUUCCUCACUGAGAACGUCUCUCUUCUGUAGACCCCUCUGCCAGGCCAGGGGAUGACCAGUCCAGCUGGAGUCGGGUUGGGCGCAAGGGAGCUUUUCCAGAGCCAGGCCUGAGGUCUGCUCUGAGCAACACCUAAAGGUUCCCAGAGACCAGAGCCAGAUGUCCUCUGCCCCAGCACCCUGGUCAGGACCUCCUCAAGGUGGCCAAGCACUGUCAUGUCUGAGUUCACCCCAGCCCACCCCUGUGCCUACUAAUUCUGGUCUCCUUGCCCCUUCCUCCAAUGACAGUAUUGAAUACUUUCUCCAGUCAUUAUCUCAAGGAGGUUUCUGAGACAGUUGUAGAAGCCUCAAGGCAGAGAUUAGCCAUCCACUCAGCCUGGUUAGGCCCUGUUUCUCGGACCAGAGGUGUGGACCCUGAGGGCCCAGCAGGCUUCUCCUGGGGCCUCCAUGGAGCAAGCCGAGCCACCUUGGAGAACAGAGUUAAGCAGAAUAUUUUUGUACCCGAUGUUUACAGAUGCUGUUGUGAAGUUAUCAAUAAAAAGACUCUGUUACUAAAAA
Molecule: messenger RNA, 1389 nt
Organism: Mesoplodon densirostris (Blainville's beaked whale)
Lineage: Eukaryota; Metazoa; Chordata; Mammalia; Artiodactyla; Ziphiidae
Gene: KXD1
Product: KxDL motif containing 1
Exons: 5
Coding region: 112-642 (176 amino acids)
Biological process (GO): lysosome localization
Cellular component (GO): BORC complex
Source: RefSeq, a predicted model, not a curated record